This is a messenger RNA of Lymnaea stagnalis (great pond snail), 11280 nucleotides long. NCBI's taxonomy places the organism in Eukaryota, Metazoa, Mollusca, Gastropoda, Lymnaeidae. The record is from the annotation of a GenBank genome assembly.
UCCCAUUAACGCGACUGUCGCGAGACGACACUUGGAUCAAGAGAGGCUUCCGCUUGUAGGCCACCAGAGCUGCCAUAUUGUUUACAUGUCAUGGCGCCCCUAGCAACACUCGGGGCAGAAUGGAGCUAUAGUUUCCAACUGUGCUGAACUAUCGCGAGACCUUUGCAGUGCCUGAAGUUACAUUUCAUUGUUGAUAAUUGGAUACUGACCUUUUCGUUAGAACCAGUUACAUUGAAACAGCAGGUAGGGUAAUGAGCUAAACUAGAACAACAGGUAGGGUAAUGAGCUAAACUAAAACAACAGGUAGGGUAAUGAGCUAAACUAAAACAGCAGGUAGGGUAAUGAGCUAAACUAAAACAACAGGUAGGGUAAUGAGUUAAACUAAAACAACAGGUAGGGUAAUGAGCUAAACUAAAACAACAGGUAGGGUAAUGAGCUAAACUAAAACAACAGGUAGGGUAAUGAGUUAAACUAAAACAACAGGUAGGGUAAUGAGCUAAACUAAAACAACAGGUAGGGUAAUGAGUUAAACUAAAACAACAGGUAGGGUAAUGAGCUAAACUAAAACAACAGGUAGGGUAAUGAGCUAAACUAAAACAACAGGUAGGGUAAUGAGCUAAACUAAAACAGCAGGUAGGGUAAUGAGCUAAACUAAAACAACAGGUAGGGUAAUGAGUUGACUUAAACAGCAGGUAGGUUAGUGAGUUAAACUUAAACAGCACGCAGGGUAAUGAGUUAAAACUAAUACAGCAGGUAGGGUAAUGAAUUAAACUUAAACAGCAGGUAGGGUAAUGAGUUAAAGCCAAAGUUUUUUUUGUGCGUCUAAAAGUUUUACACAUUAAAUACACCAUUGUUGGGUGUGAAGAAAAUAAGCAUACUUUGGUGUAGAGAAACAAACUAUUGACUGGUAAAUGGAAAAAAAACAACAUCAUAGUCUAUGUUCUAUUGAAUUCAAACACUAUACAGAUAGAUGCAAACACUAUUGCCUGCUGUCUAUAGACUACUUAUAAUUUACUUAUUUUAUGGUGUCUAUCCACUAUUUAUUGUGUAGUGUCUAUAACAACUCUAGUGUCUAGUGUCUAAAAACUCUCUAUCGUCUAUUUAUUGAACAAUGAUUAUUUAUUUCUGAUUCGAAUUUUUUUUUUUUUCAAUUAAUAAUCAAUUAAUAAUCAAAGUAUCGACCAUAGAAACUCCUAAUAUACCUAAUAUUUGCAAUAACUUUGAUUUUUAAAAAUUCUUUGCCACUGCACAUCCGCAAUGUACCAACUACCCUAGCAUUCAAAACUGCACUCAAAACACAUCUCUUUAAACUAUACUACCCUGACUGAUUCCCCUCCUCUGACCGAUAGAUGAUCUUGUUGGCUGCCGUCCAUGGUUUUCCUUGUAAAUUUAAGGGGUUCAUGCUGUUUUUAAUUUCAUAAUUGUAUUUGAGUUUAAUGGCAUGAUUAUGUCUCUUUUGAUAAUAUUUUUUAUGUACAGCGCGAUAAGCUCAGCCCUGGGCUGGGGUACCGGCUAUAAAAGACCACUCAUUAUUAUUAUUAUUUAAUUUUGAAAGAAUUUUAUGCUUUUAAUUUUAGAACAUCAAAAUUGUGAUAACGACUGUUUGGCCGAAUGAUUAAAAAAUAUAAAAAUAAUUAAUUUUUUAAAAUAUAUUUUCAAAGAAAUAAAUCUACCUGUCAAGUAAUCAACGACCUGGAAGGCUCACUUGACACAUAAAAAACCUUACUGACGUACACACUUUGACAAUUUUUAUGAUAAUUCUACAAGAUUUCUGGGACCGACAUGAGCUUGAACUCUCAUUUCGACAUUAUCUACUAAACUGCAAACGAGGCUUUUUACCCCUGGCGGUAUCUCAACUUGACGUUUUCGUCUCGUAUCUAUUUCAGUGGGGCUGAGAUUAUAGUUUCUUUUUUUUUUGUGGAUGUGAUUUAUGGUCGUGAUGUUCGCUGUAUUUAACACUAACAUUUAUUCAUCAAAUGACAUACAAGGUCCGAACGAGCGUAAUUUGCUGAGCCAUCGGAGUUCAGAUUUGCGCGUUGUGUUAUAUAUUUUUUUUUAAAUGAUACAUUCACGCCAAUAGACCUUGUUUAACGAGGGAAAUGCCUUGAAUAUUUGAUGGUACCAUUUCUAAACUGAAUAUUAUGUGGCUGAGAAACGAGGUCUUAAUUUUUGCUUCACUACAGCCUGCACUGAUAAUUUUUUUGGAAAAUCACCGUUUACUGUGUAAUCAAAUAGGUCCAUAAGUACAGUUGAAAGUUUCUAGAGUCGAUUUACUUUUCGUUUUUAAACAGAUUGUAUCAGAGGUCGAGUGAGGCAACGGGUAACUGAUUUAGUCGCUUUUGUAUCCCACUAGGUGCUCACAAAGCAUGAUGUUAAUACAUUACGAUAUCACAUUGUGGACACCUUUAACAGCCUCACUAUGAAUGAUCUGUUCACUAUGAAUGAUCCAAUGAAAUGGCCUCCAAUGAAAUGGCCCCCAAUGAAAUGACCUCUAGUGAAACUUUCUCCAAUGAAAUGGCCUAAAUUGAAAUGGCCUCCAAUGAAAUGGCCUUCAGUGAAAUUUCCUACAAUGAACUUUCCUCCAAUGAAAUGUCCUCAAAUGAAAUGGCCUCCAAUGAAAUGGUCUCCAAUGAAAUGGCCUCCAAUGAAAUGUCCUCCAAUGAAAUGGCUUCCAAUGAAAUGGCCUCCAAAUAAAUGGCCUCCAUUAAAAUGGCCUUCAGUGAAAUGUCCUACAAUGAAAUGUCCUCUAAUGAAAUGUCCUCUAAUGAAAUGUCCUCAAAUGAAAUGGCCUCCAAUGAAAUGGCCUCCAAUGAAAUGUCCUCCAAUGAAAUGGCCUCCAAUGAAAUGGCUUCCAAUGAAAUGGCGUCCAAUGAAAUGGCCUCCAAAUAAAUGGCCUCAAUUAAAAUGGCCUUCAGUGAAAUGUCCUACAAUGAAAUGUCCUCUAAUGAAAUGUCCUCAAAUGAAAUAGCCUCCAAUAAAAUGGCCUCCAAUGAAAUGUCCUCCAAUGAAAUGGCCUCCAAUGAAAUGGCCUCCAAUGAAAUGGCCUCCGUUGAAAUGGCCUCCAAAUAAAUGGCCUCCAAAGAAAUUGCCUCCAAUGAAAUGGCGUCCAAUGAAAUGGCGUCCAAUGAAAUGGCCUCCAAUGAAAUGGCCUCCAAUGAAAUGGCCUCCAAUGAAAUGGCGUCCAAUGAAAUGGCCUCCAAAGAAAUGGCCUCCAAUGAAAUGGCCUCCAAUGAAAUGGCCUCCACUGAAAUGGCGUCCAAUGAAAUGGCGUCCAAUGAAAUGGCCUCCAAUGAAAUGGCGUCCAAUGAAAUGGCCUCCAAUGAAAUGGCCUCCAAUGAAAUGGCCUCUAAUGAAAUGGCCUCCAAUGAAAUGGCGUCCAAUGAAAUGGCCUCCAAAGAAAUGGCCUCUAAUGAAAUGGCCUCCAAUGAAAUGGCCUCCACUGAAAUGGCGUCCAAUGAAAUGGCGUCCAAUGAAAUGGCCUCCAAUGAAAUGGCGUCCAAUGAAAUGGCCUCCAAUAAAAUGGCCUCCAAUGAAAUGGCGUCCAAUGAAAUAACCUCCAAUGAAAUGGCGUCCAAUGAAAUGGCCUCCAAUGAAAUGGCGUCCAAUGAAAUGGCGUCCAAUGAAAUGGCGUCCAAUGAAAUGGCCUCCAAUGAAAUGGCGUCCAAUGAAAUGGCCUCCAAUGAAAUGGCGUCCAAUGAAAUGGCGUCCAAUGAAAUGGCGUCCACUGAAAUCACCUCCAAUGAAAUGGCCUCCAAUGAACUGGCCUCCAAUGAAAUGGCGUCCAAUGAAAUAGCGUCCAAUGAAAUGGCGUCCAAUGAAAUGGCCUCCAAUGAAAUGGCGUCCAAUGAAAUGGCCUCCAAUGAAAUGGCAUCCAAUGAAAUGGCGUCCAAUGAAAUGGCCUCCAAUGAAAUGGCGUCCAAUGGAAUGGCCUCCAAUGAAAUGGCGUCCAAUGAAAUGGCCUCCAAUGAAAUGGCGUCCAAUGAAAUGGCCUCCAAUGAAAUGGCGUCCAAUGAAAUGGCCUCCAAUGAAAUGGCGUCCAAUGAAAUGGCGUCCAAUGAAAUGGCGUCCAAAUAAAUGGCUUCUAAUGAAAUGGCCUCCAAUGAAAUGGCGUCUAAUGAACUGGCCUCCAAUGAAAUGGCCUCCAAUGAAAUGGCCUCUAAUCAAAUGGCCUGCAAUGAAAUGGCGUCUCAUGAAAUGGCCUCCAAUGAAAUGGCAUCUACUGAAAUGACCUCCAAUGAAAUGGCGUUCAAUGAAAUGGCCUCCAAUUAAAUUUCCUCCAAUGAAAUGGCCUCCAAUGAAAUGGCGUCCAAUGAAAUGGCCUCCAAUGAAAUGGCCUCUAGAGAAAUGCCCUGAGCACCCAUAAAACAAAAGUUGCUUUCGUGACCUGAACGGCCCUAUGAAUAUCAUGUUCUGAUAUUAAUUUGAGUUAAAAUAAUGCAAACAAACUUUGUUUCAGUUAGGGACCUCUGACCUUUUAUAGUCUUUUUUCCCUUUUUAUUUUAUUUCCAACUUUACAUAUAUAUAUAUAUUAUAUAAAUUUAGCUUAUACUAAUAUAUGUUUCUUACAGACCUGUGUAUAAAGAGUAGACAAGGGAUAAACAAAGGCUCCUCAAACACUCAUUAUUUAUUUACGUUGCCGGAUCUUUGGCAAGCAAUAUUACCUGUGGCGGAGAGGAAUUUAUGCUAUUCCCAGCUCAACAAUUUAACAGUCUGUCAAUUUGGACGAAAUGUCAAGAUAACCCCCAGCGGUUGUCUUAAUGGUGUUGAUAAGGUGCCGAAAGGUCAACGUCUUUUAUUUCCAGGGAUAUACAUACAUAUCUUAUGUAAAUUUAACUUGUAUAUAUUUUUUUUGUGUUUUUUUUGUUGAUGUAGGCAUUAGGCGAAACGUUUAUAUGUGUACUUUGUUGAAUCACAAUUGAAGCUUAACACAUACUAUUGUAUUCACACAAACUGCCUGUGUCUCAUUAAUCUAGCCAUGUUAACACCGAUUUGUGUAAAGUCUUAAACAUGUAAAGCCCUUAUAUUUUACGUCAAUGUGCCGCGUGGUUUGUGAAGCGCCCGCUACAUUGCGUCUUCGACAACGUCUUCAAGUAGUUCAAAUAUUACGGCGAUCCGAGACAAACUUAUCGGGAUCAAUAAAUCACUAAAAGGUUUAAAAAGGGGGCUGUGGUUGGGUGUUGUUGGGUCAAUGUGUGUGUGUGUGUGUGGUUGGUGUGUUGUGCCAAUGUAUGUGUGUGUGUGAGGUCGGGUGUUGUUGCGUCAAUGCGUGUGUGUGUUGUCUACUGCAGUAGGAUCAGUGGCGAAUUAAUAGCUUUCGUUUUUUAAGCAAUAUUCCAAUGGCAGGUAAAAGCUGUUUUUGCUAGCCUUGUGUGUUGGCGAGAAUGCUUGGUUGUUUUUUCAUGUUCCAUUCUUGUGAUCCUCAAUUAAUUGUUGAUUGAGUGAGCCCUAAUAACGUUGAUGAAAGUUAGAGCCAUAUUUUGAUUGAAGCCUAUAUUAGCUGAUCAGUGUAAGAGCCAAAUGUUGGUUGAAGCCUCAAUGAGCUAAAAAGUGUCAGAGCCAUGUAUUGGUUGAAGCCCAUAUUAGCUUAUGUAAGUAAAAGCAAUAUGUUGGUUGAAUCCUAUAUUAGCUGAUGCAAUUAAAAGCCUUAUGGUGGUUGAAUCCUGUAUUACCUGAGUGUACGAGCCAUAAGUUGGUUGAAUUCUAUAAUAGAUAAUGAAUGUAAGAGCCAUUUCUUGGUUGUCAGUUCUACAUUAAUAAUAAGAUCUUAAUUUCCUUUUUUUUUUUUUUUUGGAGCAACUUAAUAAUUUCUGUCUCACCUUGGCUCAAAGAGUUUAGUUCAGUCAAGUAUAGAGGGAAAGUAAUUGUCCUAAAUUUAAACCAUUAGCAUUCAAAUCCAUUCAUGAAAACUCAUUUAAGGUGUGUAAACACAGCGAAAGGACAUUUUCGCUUUCAAAACAUUUUAAAACACUUUUUUGCCCCCCCAGGCAAAAACCGGCACGUGACCUCAAAUGACAUAGGCGCCUCCUUCACUGUUGUAGUCACUCGUCCUGAGAGCUCGUCCAAGACGCAAAGAUGUGUCGGUGGGGUUGCCCCGCCUUUAACUCGGUAAGCUCACGAGUCUGUAUUUAGCAGCAUCUCGCCUGGAGGGUGGGAUACUUCUGUCGGGUGUAUACCACUGUCCUUUUCAAACGCGGGUUGUUGUUGUUGUUGUUGUUGUUGUUGUUGAACCCGUAAAGACAUCAAAUGUUAUUGUGUCAAUAUGAUUAGAAGAGCAUCCCUACUCCUCCUCUUUGUUUUACCGACAAACCCACUUCCCCCCUCCAACCCCCCCUCCCCCCCCCAGAAAAAAAAAAGAGUUUAAAAAUUAGAAUGACAAUUAUUUGUGUUAAAGGAGUGUGUUUGGAGAGGUAUAGCUUUAUUUGAAAGCAGUCUUAAAUACCCAUCGAUAAUGUCAACCACCGGUAGCAAUACCUUAUAUUAGUGGGAAAAUAAAAUACACAAUUUUGAUUUAAAAAAAAAAAAAAAAAACUAAUUCUGAUUUCACAGACUUUCAUGUGCAAAUGGUGCAUUAUUUGAAAGCAGUCUUAAAUCCCCAUCGAUAAUGUCAACCACCGGUAGCAAUACCUUAUAUUAGUGGGAAAAUAAAAUACACAAUUUUGAUUUAAAAAAAAAAAAAAAAACUAAUUCUGAUUUCACAGACUUUCAUGUGCAAAUGGUGCGGCACUCGCUACUGCAAGGAGUGCAUGAGGGGAGAGUUUGCUGGGAACAUGAAGGAGUCGGCGAUAUGCGCCAAAUGUCAUCAGGUGAGGUGUUCUUCUGUAUUUCAUUUUCAGAAUCAGGAAUUCAAAAGACCAACACUUUUGGAUAUGGUAAACGUUUGUUUUAUUUUAUAAUUAUUUUUUUUUUUUUUUACUAUUAGGAGUAUAUAAUAAACGGGAAGAACGGAAGCGUACCGAAAGUAAGAUAACAGCGGCCAUAGACUUUGUGUAUUCAAGCGUAGGAAGCUCCUUACUUGUCCUUACCUUAAAACAUGUUUAAAGUAAAAUAAGAUCUUUAGUUGAUGCGGCGAUGGCUCCAACCCCAUCUAACAAGUUGUUUCUAAUACCACAUGGGAAACGUUUUAACACGCUUUGAGAUCAGCGUUUCCCCAAAGUCUGCGGUGGGUCCACGCAAUAUGGAUAUUUAUGAUCAAACGAAAAGAAAGUAUAAUUAAUAAAUCUGACAACGGGCCGGGGCGAAAUGUGUCCGUCAAAUAGAACGUUUGAGAUACGCUGUUUCUGAUUAUAACGUUGUUUGUGAUGUUGUCUAUAUUCCUAAUCUCUAACCACCUUUCUCAAUCCAUAAAGACAAGGGGACGGCCAAUCUAAUGGGAAUACUUGGAUACAUUUCGGGGGAUUUGCGGACACAGAUGUCUUGCAUAAUGGAUCUUGAGCAUCCUUAUCCUCUAACAACAAUGUAAUAUGUUCAGUGAAGUAAGCUAAGUCUCAUAUCAUGGCAUGUCGUCGGCACCUCGGAGUAAAGUACAAAUGGCUACACGUAGCACUAACCCUUGUCUAAAAAUGUAUGUGAAGAAUGAUUGCCUUUACUGUAAACCACGCUCUGCUGUUAUGCUAAGAAACUGAACUUGUAACCGGUACAAUAGCAUUCGACGAAAUAAAAUGUCUUCGUAAUUAUUUUACAAGAAAUACCACUCUUAAGUAUUUAUUAGAUCUUGAUAUUGCCAUGUGUAAAUUUGGGUGAUGGAAGUGUCUGGUAUCUUGGCUCAUUCCCUAACUUUUCAAAGCCCUACUACAUUGUACAAGAAAAAGCAUUAGUUAGGUCUGAGUGGAAGGAAGUUGGGAGGCGGGCCGAAGCCCUACAUGGGCUGUAGCGCCACAGGGAUGGAUGGAUUGAGUGGAAGGAAGUGGUGAGGCGGGCCAAAGCCCUACAUGGGCUGUAGCGCCACAGGGAUAGAUGGAUUGUCUGAGUGGAAGUAGUGAGGCGGGCAAAAGCCCUACAUGGGCUGUAGCGCCACAGGGAUGGAUGGAUUGUCUGAGUGGAAGGAAGUAGUGAGGCGGGCCAAAGCCCUACAUGGGCUGUAGCGCCACAGGGAUGGAUGGAUUGAGUGGAAGGAAGUGGUGAGGUGGGCCAAAGCCCUACAUGGGCUGUAGCGCCACAGGGAUAGAUGGAUUGUCUGAGUGGAAGGAAGUGGUGAGGCGGGCCAAAGCCCUACAUGGGCUGUAGCGCCACAGGGAUGGAUGGAUUGUCUGAGUGGAAGGAAGUGGUGAGGCGGGCCAAAGCCCCACAUGGGCUGUAGCGCCACAGGGAUGGAUGGAUGGAAAAAAUCGUCGCAUAAAGACUAUAAACCCCGCCAUGUGUCAUAAAACUACCUUCAUUUUUUGGUGCUAUUUAAGUUGUUCAUCUUUAAAAGACUUGGAUUAUGUUUAAGGCUUUUUGUAGAUAGCUUCUCGAAAUCCGGUAUAUAAAGAAUAGGCAUGUAAUAAACAAGGGACUGCUAAACUCUGAUUAUCUCUUAACAUUGUCUGAACAUUGUGCAAGCAACAUCACCCGAGGUGAGGAGGACUUGACGUUAUUCCCAGCUCAACAAUUCAACAGUCUGUUCACCUGGACGCAGUGUCAAGAUAACCCGCAGCGGUUGUCUGAAUGGCGUUGACAAGGUGCCGAAAGGUCUACGUUUCUUUAUGUCCAAGUCAAAUAAAGGAAUGCAAACUGGGCAGCUUACAUGCUACACGCAGCGUGGUUUUGUGAGUCGGUUUGGUGGGAGGAGAGUGGAGCGUUCUUCGAGAGCCUUAAAUGGAAUGUCUCGACCCAGCUGACUCGGACUUGCAAGAUAACGUUAGAAACUCGGAAACGAUCCGGAAAGUGUCGAAUGAGGAGUAUUCAUACCUUAAAUUUGGUAGAAGCAGGUGAAAGCUUGUUUGUAAACAUACAAGUCCGUCAGUGUUCAGGGCCAAGGUUGUGCUAAACCGAGUUAGAAAUAAUUCAAACAUUUAUGACGGGUUUUUUUAAAAACUGGAUGGAGUUUGUAUUUAUGACGUCUUUGGCUUGGACGAGAUUGUAAAGAAGUAAUACACAAAAUCUCUCCUGGGAUGGGGUGCUUCCGUUCACAAUCGGCACCCCCCUCCCCAACUCAAUUUGUUUUAUACUAUGUUGUAUAUUAAUAUUACUGAUUAAAAAAAAAAUAAAACAAUCAAGCAGCAAGCAUCAUGCGUGACGGUUGAAGUUAACCCCCGAAAAAAAAAAAGAUUUCAGCAUUUUAUCUGGAUAUUAUCUUAUAUUAACCAAUAAAGAGCCAAGUGUCUGGCGUUGGAAUGCCUGGAGGACUGUUUGCAGGACUAUGGUUUGAUUUCCGGAAGUUUGGGUGUAGGACUGUCUUUAGGACUUGUGUUUAAAGCUCGGCAGGUGAUGUGUUGGACUUUCUAUAGGACAAUUCUGUAGGAUUGUUUGUAGGCCUGUCUGUAGGCCUAUUGUUUAAAGGCCGGAAUACAUUAUAGAUAGUAAAUGAGAAAUUAACUCCUUUUUUGUAACACUUGGAACCCCGGGUAUUUUCUCAAAAUACCCAGAAUCGGAGUAAAAAAAAAAUGCACAUCCGUUAAGUCCUAAUAAACAAAUAUAUUUUUCCUCAUCAAGUUGAUUCUAUUAUUCCGUUCCAUGCUAUUUCUUUUUUUUUUUUUUUUUGGUGCAAUUUGUAUUUUUCAUAGUUGACUGUUAAUAUUGGGAUCAGCAGCGCUUCCCUGUAACCUUUUCAAUGCCCUCAGACUAAGGCCAUGGCUCUUGUGGUCAACGCAUUGGAUUAUAUUUGUGAUUACUUCAAUGCACCCACCAACAUCCCCCAAGUACCAAAAUAAACAAUUUUUUUUGGGGGGGGGGGAAAGUAUUAUGAAAUUUCCUAGAGUUAGUCUUAAAAUCUUUUUUCCUGAAAACUCAACAAGAGCUUUUAAAUACAACAGUCAAAUGUUAUUUACCUAUGGAUUAUUUAGCAAGAAUAUAGGUUUAUUUAUGCCUCAUAUAGCAUCUAUAUAUACUUAAGUGUCAUUGGGGAAAAUGCCAAAAAGCAAAUUGUAUACCUUUAAGUUAUUGCAAUUAUAAUGCAAGAGAUUAUCCAACUGUUGAAGUUUUAAAUUUCUUAAUUUUGGUUUUUCCCAGAAACGAUGCCAGGGUCAAAAGGUUGAAGGUGUUUUGAAAGAGUACAUGAAGAACGACGAGAAUGGCGGGAAAGGCAAGAAAGGCUUGAAAUCCGCCAGCAGCAGCAGAGGCAAAAGCCCAAGCCAAAAGGGCAAGAAAUCUGGAGGCGGGAAGAAAUCAGGCAAGUCCAAAGGCAAAACGAAAUCUGGCAAGAAAGGUGGAAAGAAGAAAAAGAAGAAAUAACUUCGCCACUGGAAGAGGACAGUUUCAUGGUUGGCACCAAUGCAUGUAAUGUGUAGUUCAUAGUACAAUUUCUCAGCACAAAAAAUUUUCCAUAGGCCGUUUCCCGUGGCAUAAUAUAAAAAAACAAAAACAUCUUCGAUAGAGUUAUCGGCGCUUUUAUAAUACGGUCGUCUGAGGAAACUGCUAUGAAAGGAUUGAAUGUAAGACUGUUAUAGUUUCAUGUAAAAUGCAUAACAAGUAAUAAUCACGAGCCAUCUCGCCUUCACCAUUAGGUGUCACGAGAUUAUUCUUUGUGGUUUCAAAGACGAUAAUUGAUUUAUAGAGUAAAAUUAACCAAAUGGAUGUGAUAGAGUACAGCAUAGAAGAGUUUAAAACUGAUAAAUUUUCCGAAUUAAACAGAAAUGUCAAAUUAGUUUUGAUAAAAAGCGAAACAAACACAUUUGGUUUUAAAUAGAUGGAUCUCAUGAUUUGAGCCAUAAAAAGGAGAGUUACACUGUAACCGCCAUAUUCCAAAGAGAAUGAUUAUUUUUUAAGCUGAGCUGUCUAGCGUAUACUUUUCUUAGCAUGAAAAACCUAAUCUUAUGACGAUGUGAUUUUUUAAUAAAUUAUGUUUUUUAAUCAAGGGCACGUUGUUAAAAAAUGUAUCUACAUUAUAUUUACUAGUAAACAUGCCAGAACAAUAUAUUUUGCUUACCAUUAUUUUAUACAGUUCGUUUUAGACUGAUAUGAAAUAAAUAUUCAUGUGAUGAAUAAAUCAUUUAUACUUUUCUGUGAAUUCCUUUUGGAUGUAUUCUAUACACAUUGUUUAACUUCAAAAUAUUUAAAAUCAAAGAUUUAUCCUAUUUGUAGAUUUAUAUCAAAGGAUCAUUUCAUGUGUAUAUUUGUAGCAUUUUAUUAAAAAAUCAGCUGAAC